GCAGUGAACAUCUACUCACCGUCCAGCCUUCUUCUAAGCAGUCCAAACCAAACAAGUCAUCAAACUCAGACCGCGCGUCUUCCUCAUUUUGAUUUUUAAUUUGGUUUUUUUUUUGUUUGUUUUUUUUUCGUUUCAGACCCAUCUUUGGGUGCUUCUGUUGGAUUUUUUUUUCCUAGGGAAGUGCAGCUUUCAAUCGCAACCGAGACUUCUCAAAUGUAUAAAAUGGAGUAUUCUUACCUAAAUUCCUCUGCCUACGAGUCAUGUAUGGCCGGGAUGGACACGUCGAGCUUGGCAUCGGCCUACGCGGACUUCAGUUCGUGCAGUCAGACUAGCGGCUUCCAGUACAAUCCCAUCAGGACCACUUUCGGGGCCACCUCCGGCUGUCCUUCCCUAACGCCGGGGUCCUGCAGUCUGGGGACCCUGCGGGAUCACCAGAGCAGCCCGUAUGCCGCAGUUCCCUACAAACUAUUCACCGAUCAUGGUGGGCUGAACGAAAAGAGGAAGCAGAGGCGCAUCCGGACUACGUUCACCAGCGCGCAGCUAAAGGAGCUGGAGCGGGUUUUUGCGGAGACCCACUACCCGGACAUCUACACCAGAGAGGAGCUGGCACUCAAGAUCGAUCUGACUGAAGCCAGAGUGCAGGUGUGGUUUCAAAAUCGUCGCGCGAAAUUCCGCAAGCAGGAGCGUGCAGCUGCAGCGGCCGCAGCGGCUGCCAAGUCCAGUUCCGGGAAGAAGUCCGACUCCAGAGACGAAGACAGUAAAGACACCAAAACUACCGACCCAGACAGCACGGGAGGACCGGGGCCGAACCCGGUUCCCACUUCCAACUGCGGCGGACCGAGCCCCACCACAGGCCAGGUCAACACCACCGGGAACGGACAGGUGGACCAAGUGAAGACUUCCGUAUCCACUGGCAUGGGAGUGACGGCACCAAGCCAAGGCUGGGCCGCCGCACCCGGGACCAUCACAUCCAUCCCGGACUCGUUGGGCGGGCCAUUCGCCAGCGUACUGUCGUCUUUGCAAAGACAGAACGGAGCUAAAGCGACACUAGUAAAGACGAGCAUGUUCUAAUGAAGCUUAGAAAACCCGAGCAGAGUUCUCUGGAGACUGAAAAGCAAUCGCCCAACACAGACUGGAGGACAAUAAAAAACAGAUAGAAAAACAGAUGAAUAUGGUUAUUUUAUUUUUACCUUGCGCUUUUCCUUGUGGUCAACAAUUUUCCUGUAAAAUAUCCAUCUUGACAAGUCACACUUUCACAUUGAGACUAAAGCAAGUUGGGUGAACUGCUACCACCUUCUCAUAUUCAAGUCUGAGAGCUAUUUACCUACAAAACAGCGAAACGGGCUAUUUACUUUCACUUAAAAUGUAGAACGGCGUCAUACAUACCUCACCUUAAUUUAGUUUUAGAAAAAAAGAUGUUGGAGCAAAUGACUUGUUCAGAUGUUUAUUUUUGUUCUCACUGUGGGGAAAAAAAACGAAGGUUGGCACACUGGAAACGCGCGGUGCCAUCAGAAAGCAAAGGAGCCUCGUUAAAUCUCAUUCAGAGUGAGAGUUCAACAGCUGCUUCUGUUGGCUACAGAGGCGCCUGACAGCCAUGACUGAGGACCCUCUGACACAACCAUCCACCGACGCGUUUUUUCUUCCCUCUAGACACAGCCAACUGUGUGGAAACUGCGGUAUUUUUUGUUUCUUAGGGCUGCAGAGAGUUUAGUUUCUUUAAAUUGUCUCUACAAACACACUUAUUUCCUCGAUAUUAAAAAAGGCACAAACUACUGCAAUGUUCACGUCAGACAGGAAAUCUAUGUUUUGUGUGUCUUUCUACGGCAGUGUUUUGUGGCUCAAACUGUAUAGUGUUAUUACGUAUUCUUGUCUCUUAUAGUUGAACCAUAGGCCAUAUUCCCUCGUAGAUCGACCAUACAAGUCUUUUUGAUGUUUUACUAAAAUUCCCUCGGAAAAAUUUAUUUUGGGUAUUAAAAAAAGGGGGGAUGGAUGCAGACAUUGUAUUUAUUUCUAUAUAAUUUGCAUGUUGUCUUUUUGUCUGGUUUAAAAUGAUUUUUCUCCCAUUUUGUGAGCAUUAUGUAACAUGUUUUGUCCAGGAUCUGAAAGUUAUUUAUAUGUAGGUAUUGAAUGCUUAUAUUUAAGAAGGAAAUAUUUCUACAUGUGCACAUAGUUUUCAAGGUGUACCAUUGAAAUGAUUGUUGAUGAUAAAAAAAUAAUAGUUCAAGCUUGCUUUUGUCAUUUUUUAAAGAAGUUCAAGAAGCGACCAUUAUUCUUUAAGUCUAUAUAGAUUAACUGGGAUUGUAAAUCUCAUCCCGGUGGUUUAAAAAGUCCGUCGAUUUCAGCACCAAGGACAGUUCCGGGGCGGUUUCUAAUUCAUUUAGGCCCCAUGGAUUCUUUAAUAAUAACCAAACAAUCACAUCUUUGCUCCCCCAAAACAAACAAAACAAAAUCUGGUUUUCACUUGACAAAACAUUACAGCGAUUCUGUUUCAUCAACUUUGACGUUUUUACACAUCGAAGAGUAGAUAAAUUAAAAAAUUUAUUUAAAACAAAGCAUACUGGCAGUGUUCUUUUUUCUUUUUUUUCUAUUUUGCUUAAAAAUACCUAACAUUAGUAAUUGUUAAAAAAAAAUAACAUCAGAAGCAUGACAAAAAAAGCAUAAAACAAAUAGUUUAUGAAAAUAAAAAAAACGACCAAAUAACCAGACAAGUAAAAAUAGGCUAAAUAAAACAAAGUAACCUUUUAAAAAAAUUAAAUAAAUAAUAAAAAAAAAAUUAUUCUGCUUAGCAAACAGAAAAAAAGUCAAGAAAAAUCAUACAGCAAGAUUGAUUUAGUUGGAUAAAAAAAUAUAUUGUUUACUAAAUUCUGUUUUAACAGUAAAUAAGAAGUGAAUAAAUUACCAAAGUCAUACACUCCCAUCAUUGUUCCAGACAGAAUUUUUAAGGCAAUUGAUACAAAAUAAUAAAAAUUAAUGCCAUUUUGUCAUCUAUAUUAAAUUGAGAACAAAUAUUAUUGUUGAAUUAUUCCCAAGCAUUAACCACAAUCUUUGCAGAAUCUUUCUACAUUUACUAUACUUCAAAACUAAAUGUAUGCAUUUUGUUCAGUUGGUCAUUAAGUCUUUGCACUAUUUAGAAUCAUGUAAAAGAUAUAUGGAAAAAGGUGAUGUGGAAGGAUUUGCAUUUUCAAUAAAAAAAUAAAAAUAAAAUAAUAAUAAAAUAAAAAAAUCGGACUUUAAUUUUCCAGCAAAUAUGAGCAACAACUUUUUCUUACAUUUCCAGGACUUUCCAAAUGUCUGUCAGCCACUUGUUUUGCAAUAAAAGAAAAGAAAUAUAUCUUUGAUU
This is a messenger RNA of Gambusia affinis (western mosquitofish), 3340 nucleotides long. RefSeq names its product paired like homeobox 2Bb (gene phox2bb). Gene Ontology annotation, biological process: regulation of transcription by RNA polymerase II. Bases 214 to 1071 code for a protein of 285 amino acids. Gene Ontology annotation, molecular function: DNA-binding transcription factor activity, RNA polymerase II-specific; RNA polymerase II transcription regulatory region sequence-specific DNA binding. NCBI's taxonomy places the organism in Eukaryota, Metazoa, Chordata, Actinopteri, Cyprinodontiformes, Poeciliidae. The transcript has 3 exons. The record is from RefSeq and is a predicted model, not a curated record.